UGUGCACUCCUUCCUGGGCAGACACGGAGAGCAGACACGGGUCAUGGCUACAGCUUUCGCCCCCAAGGCUAGCCAGAUUCUGAUGACCCCGGAGCCACACUACAUCCCCGGCUACGGCGGGUACUGCCCCCGUUACAAGUUCAUGCUGGGCCAGACUUAUGGGAAGCUGACCUCGCAGCUGCUCACCAGCCCCGAGGCGGAUCACUCUGGCCGGCUGCUCCUGCAGCCCAACUGCUCCCCCAGAGACACAGAGGAGCCUCCGGAGCAGAACGAGAGUGGAGGGAAGCUCCCCCUGCUUGGCUGCAGCACCAUCCCAGGUUACACAGGAUUCAUCCCUCGGGCCCAGAACCACUUUGCCAAGACCUACAGCGAGAUCUGCAAGGAGGCCAGGAGCGAGUUUGCCCGGCAGCUGCUGAGGGGAGCCGGACAGCGGCAGGCCUGGAAGGCGGCUGGAGAGGAGUCUUCGAAGGACACCAAGCUGGAGUCUCACGGCCUCACCCCCAAGUGCAAGACCCCCCUGGCCGCCGUGUCAAAAGCUGCUGCCCCAUAUGUGUCUCGCUACGCCUUCCGGCCUCAGGGAUCGCCCUACUCUCUGGAGGACAGCAACCCACAGAGACACUUCAUCUCAGGCUUCACUGGAUUCGUCCCUCGCGCCCAGUAUCUGAUUGGGGCAAGCUACCCAGUCAUCACCCGCCGGGCUCUGGCAGAGUUUGACCAGAUGCGACGGAGGCAGAGGCAAGGGCCUACUGGAAGCAGCCACCAUGCCCAGAAAGGGGGCAAUGCCCUCCCUCCACUGAGAAAGACCUACCCCACAGACAUGGGCCUCCUGCCCCACUACAGGGGCUAUGUUCCAGGUUACAAGUUCCAGUUUGGCCACACCUACGGCCAGCUCACCUUUGACGCCCUGGGCCAGAGCACCCUGGAGAAGCAGGUGCUGGAUGGGGAACCAUGA
Lacerta agilis (Sand lizard) is the source of this 952-nucleotide messenger RNA. RefSeq names its product family with sequence similarity 166 member B (gene CIMIP2B). Bases 44 to 952 code for a protein of 302 amino acids. NCBI's taxonomy places the organism in Eukaryota, Metazoa, Chordata, Lepidosauria, Squamata, Lacertidae. The transcript is spliced from 6 exons. The record is from RefSeq and is a predicted model, not a curated record.